Mytilinidion resinicola is the source of this 2808-nucleotide messenger RNA. Its product is annotated as HET-domain-containing protein. NCBI's taxonomy places the organism in Eukaryota, Fungi, Ascomycota, Dothideomycetes, Mytilinidiales, Mytilinidiaceae. The record is from RefSeq and is a predicted model, not a curated record. The transcript is spliced from 2 exons. Bases 280 to 2367 code for a protein of 695 amino acids.
ACCAAAACAUAACGUCGAGGCUAGCGGCCUAAUUCAAAACGCGAGGGACAUUGCAUGUCCUCGAAUGCCGAAGAUUCUUACUGGAGCACCUCCGGACGUUACUAAAACCGUCUCAAACCGCUGAUUCGUUCAUCCUGAUGCACCUCGAUUGGCUAACAUCACGCAAGGCUGACUGGUAGGCAGCUAACUUCAACGUCUUGUCGCCGCAUAUCUAUCUCUUAGACAUCGCAUAGCCUCUUCGUCCUCCAUCGAUUCCAGCUCACAUAAGAAACUUCUGAAAUGCUUUGCGAACACUGUGAAGUCUUUAGCCGAAACUUUACGCCAUCCAGAAAGGUCAAACUAGUUUUACAUGAAAGCGCUACCACAUUACUGUGUGGAUCGAGAUCAGCGUGCCAUCUGUGUCGGAUCAUAACCACUCAUCUUGGAAAGAGCCUACAGAACGUUGGCGAGGAAGAUACAGCUGUGGUGGUCGAGUUUGCUGGUGAUGAUCUACAGUUCCUCGUUUGGUUGGAACCCAAGAAGAGUAAGGCUGAAGCAGCCAAAGAAAACGUCAAGAUAGAGAAGCUUCGUUUCGGAGUUCAAAGUCCUAUCCUCCCAUCAACUGUUGCAGAAGCCUUGAGUUCCAGUGUAGAAGCAGAAAACUCAAGCACAGGCUCUGACACUACCUUCAAGCUCGUUGAUGCUUGGAUCACCGAAUGUCUACAAAAUCACGACAGGUGUCAGAAAACACAAUCUGGAAAGAGUCCAUUACCAACUCGGGUCGUAGACGUCGGCCCUCCUGACGGCUCGCAGCAACCCUUCCUGUACGAGCCUAGUAAGCCACAGUAUGGCCGAUAUAUCGCAUUGAGCCAUUGUUGGGGAAAGCAUAAGCUCCUGAGGACCGGGACAGGGAAUCUAGCCCAGCAUAAAGUGAAAAUUCCGAUAUCUAGCAUGUCUAAGACUUUUGCAGACGCUGUUUCAGUCACUCGAAAACUACAUAUCCGAUAUAUUUGGAUAGACUCCAUAUGCAUUAUUCAGGAUGAUCCGGAAGAUUGGGGGAGAGAAGCUGCUCUCAUGCACGGUGUCUACCAAAACGCCAUAAUCACGAUUGCUGCGACUCACGCACAGGACGGCGCCGCCGGGCUGUUUGCUGCUCGAGAUGGGUUUGCCGUACGCCCCUGUGAGCUUCCUCUCGCUCAUGGCCUAGCCGAUGAAAGAGCUGGGGCGACCUUCGUUUGCCUUGACAAGAUGUCGCAUACUUGGGUCAUGAGUGUACUAGCGACUCCUCUUCACAGCCGUGCUUGGGUGUUACAGGAACAGCUUCUAUCAAACCGGUUGCUCUCCUACGAGAGCGAUAGUGUAUCUUGGAGGUGCCAGACCAUGCGGUUCUACGAGAAACUCCCACUGUGCGAACCUUUAGAGACCUUCAUCAAUAAAAGAAGGUCACAGCAAACCGCGUGGAAGGGUGACCCGAGGGACAUAGAUGCCCAGGUAGCAGCGCUUCAAAGAAGAUGGAUCACGUCUCCAACAACAGAUAAAGGCGACGAAAUGCCGCUCCUAUAUGCAGCAAACGAAAGCAAACCUGAGUGGGACGAGCUAGUCUUGGCUUGGUCUCGCAUCGUCGAGGACUUCACCGAAAGAGGCCUCACCUGCAGCAGCGACCGGCUAGUGGCCAUCCGCGGUGUAUCUGAUGCCGUCUCCCAGAACUCCAACCUCAAAUGCCUUGCGGGGAUCUGGUCCAUUUCUAUGUACAAAGGCCUUCUCUGGUGCACAUCGGGCGUUCAACGACGCACCGGAGUCGCCCCAACGUGGUCCUGGGCGUCCGUGGACGGAGAAAUUCAGUGGCCAGGGCUUUGGUCACACCACACGGACCGGCUCGCUACUAUCGUGGACGUGGAAGAAUCAGGCACAGCAGCUCGCUACUCGGGGGCCAUCACGCUAGAAGUGGAUAUGAAACCUGGGAUGGUGGGAUUGCGGGAUUCGGACAAGAGCCGCCGCGUCUUCCUUGCCCUAUGCCCGUCUCUCUGCGAGACUACCUCAAGCUGGCGCUUCGAUAGCGAAGAGGAGAAGAGCUUCGUAGCUGUAACUUCCGACCUUGAAGCGCUCGGAACCCCGGUAUCAAGGGAUAUUGAGCUUCCCAUGCCUGGAACGGUCGUGUGGUUUGCGGUAAUUGCGAUAGGCCAUCUACAUGGCCAGACUUAUGAUACACAGUUUAUUCAUACUCUUCUACUACAAGAAAAGGGAGAAAAUACUGGAGAGUUUCACCGCGUAGGGUUUGUGUCGUGGAAGAAUGAGAGCUGGGAUAAACCGGAGACGUUGUUUGACGAGUUUCAAACCGGUGGAAAAGUCCUACCAAGGUCCAAAAGAGCGACAAUCAAGAUCGUAUGAGACUCCAUAUAAUGGAAUGAGGUGAGUAGUUUGGUGGCAGAGUGGUGCCGAACAUUUUUCUUAGACUCCUAAAGCUUCCAGGCGGAGUUCCGAGUAGCACAUUCAGAUAUCAUUUAAUUGAUCGAAAUUUUGAAACGUUCAAUCAUUUACGAUUCGAUCGCUCUAUCGCUGUCAAUAACAGCAAUAAAUGUGUAUCGUGCUUGGCUACAGAGGUCAACUCCUAGCCGUGAUCCAACCAGAUUUUUAGACUUUUGUCUCCUAGCUUCCAAAGUCAGAGAUUCAUCGAUACAAUCCAUAGAAUAGCAAAUACCAUUUUCCCACCCAACUCCGCGGUCUAUGCAAAAAACAUUCUCCCCCCACGUUGUGUAGACGACUUGAAUCCAGUCAGCCGAUCUAAGGUAUCCCCCAAAUUCAAAAGACUCCAGAACUCCAACCAUGAGC